Molecule: messenger RNA, 664 nt
Organism: Talaromyces stipitatus ATCC 10500
Lineage: Eukaryota; Fungi; Ascomycota; Eurotiomycetes; Eurotiales; Trichocomaceae
Product: HIT domain protein
Exons: 2
Coding region: 83-664 (193 amino acids)
Molecular function (GO): catalytic activity
Source: RefSeq, a predicted model, not a curated record
CACCGUGAUACUAUUUAUUGCGACCUAGUUCAAAUAUCGAACUUGAGGAACUAGCAAAUUUGACAAGAAAGAGUUACAACCAAUGGCACCCCUCGCCAAGGGACCGAUUUAUUUUGGUCCCUUUUUAGUAACGUCACAGGUUUUUUACCUGACACCUCUAUCAUUCGCCCUCGUCAACCUCAAACCCAUCAUUCCAGGACACGUCCUCGUCUCCCCGCGUCGCUGCGUCCCACGAGUCUCCGACUUGACACCCGACGAAACUACGGAUUUAUUCCUCACAGUCCGCAAAGUCGGGCGCAUAAUCGAGCGCGUUUACGGCGCAACAAGUCUCAACAUCGCGAUACAGGAUGGUGUAGAUGCGGGUCAGAGCGUGCCGCACGUUCAUACUCAUAUUAUUCCGCGAAAGAAGGCCGAUUUAGAUCAUAAAGGUGGUACCGAUGCGAUUUAUGAGAUGUUGGACGGGGAGGAAGGUGAUAUUUGGAAGAUACAGAAGGAAUUUAAGCAGCUGCAGGAGAGUUUGGCUUUAGGGACGACAGGCGAGAAGAAGAGGAGGACGAAUUUCCCGGCUGUGGAUAAUGAGAGCAGGACCCCGAGGACCGCGGAAGAUAUGGAGCAGGAGGCAGUUAUGUUGGCUGCAGAGAUGGAGAUGGAGCGUGAUGAUUGA